Molecule: messenger RNA, 564 nt
Organism: Symbiodinium sp. CCMP2592
Lineage: Eukaryota; Dinophyceae; Suessiales; Symbiodiniaceae
Source: the annotation of a GenBank genome assembly
AUGGAGGACUCCGAUGAGAAGGGGGAGGCGAAAGAGGGCACCUGCAGCUUCCUCACCUCGCGGUGCCGGCUCCUGACGCGAAACCCGCAGCUCUGGAAGGUGCUCGUGGCCUCUGGCCUGCAGAUGGCAGCGGCCACCCUGCCGGACACCUUCGUGCUUUCCUUGCUUCGAGCCCGGGUCUGGGGCAAUCACAUGUCCGAGUACAUGUCAUACGCAGCAAUCGGGAUCAAUUCCGUGGCUGUGAUCUUCGGUGGGCCCUAUGGUCGUUUUAGGCCUUCUGAUCAGCACCGUGGUGAAGGUGGUUGGGUCCUACGGCCUCACCAGCAACGUGAUGCUGGCGCUCAUCAACGACGUCACCGCCGCAGAGGUGAUCUUCAUUUUCGCCCACCUUCAACGUCAACGACGUUGGAGGCGCUUCAGAGCUCGCUUGCCUCGUUCGAUGACGAGAAGGUGGCGCAGCUGUGGGACCGCAUCAACUACCUGGAGAAAUGUUGCAGGAAUUUCCAGAAGAAGCUGGAUGCACGACCCAUCAUUGCCAAGCGCCAACAGGCACAGGGCCGCUGA